UAAAUUUGUGUUUGGAUUUGUUUUUAAUGUCGUCAUUGUUAUAGUUUGAUAAAACUGAAUCAUCAUUGCUUAAUCUCAGAAGAAAUUUUCACAGAAGCAACGCAGUUUUUAUAAUUUUUAUUUUAAUAUAAUAAUUUCAAAAAUAAUGUUUAAUAAUUUUUUUGGUAAAAAACCAACUGUUAAGGAACAACAACGUGAAAAUGAUAAAAAUUUACGCAAAGCAACUCGAGACAUUGAACGUGAACGUCGUAAAUUAGAGGAGGAAGAGAAGAAACUUGAACAAGAAAUAAAAAAGAAUGCGGCUUCAGGGAACAAAGAUGUGUGUCGUAUCCUAGCUAAACAAUUAGUGGAAAUACGUAAACAAAAGGCUCGAACAUAUGCAGCAAAUAGCAAGAUAACUUCAAUAGGAUAUCAAAAUAAGACCAUUGGUACUAAUAUCGCACUAAGCAAUGCCAUGGGUACUACAGCAAAAACUAUGGCUGAUAUGAACAAAAUAAUGCGACCCGAAGCUAUAUCAGCGAAUGUACGUGAGUUCCAACAAGCUAAUAUGAAGAUGGAAAUGACAGAUGAAAUGAUUAAUGAUACCCUGGAUGAUAUGCUCACUGAAUCUGGUGACGAAGAAGAAACAAAUGAUGUGGUUAACAAGGUGCUCGAUGAGAUUGGUAUUGAAAUUUCAGGUAAAAUGGCAAACAUUCCCUCAACUGGUACAGGAGAUUUAGAUCGCAGUGAUGUGCGCACAGAAAAAGAUAUUGCAGCUCAAUUAGCAAAAUUGCGUUCAUCCUAAAGUAUUUAUAAAAUGCAAAUAUAAGAAGCUUUUAUUGUAUUUUUAUUAAA
Molecule: messenger RNA, 834 nt
Organism: Teleopsis dalmanni
Lineage: Eukaryota; Metazoa; Arthropoda; Insecta; Diptera; Diopsidae
Product: charged multivesicular body protein 2b-like
Exons: 1
Coding region: 146-784 (212 amino acids)
Biological process (GO): endosome transport via multivesicular body sorting pathway; protein transport; late endosome to vacuole transport
Cellular component (GO): ESCRT III complex; multivesicular body
Source: RefSeq, a predicted model, not a curated record